Messenger RNA from Nasonia vitripennis (jewel wasp), 4130 nucleotides. Its product is annotated as serine/threonine-protein phosphatase 4 regulatory subunit 2. Gene Ontology annotation, biological process: protein dephosphorylation. The record is from RefSeq and is a predicted model, not a curated record. NCBI's taxonomy places the organism in Eukaryota, Metazoa, Arthropoda, Insecta, Hymenoptera, Pteromalidae. Gene Ontology annotation, cellular component: protein phosphatase 4 complex; cytoplasm; nucleus. The coding region runs from base 450 to 2360 and encodes 636 amino acids. Gene Ontology annotation, molecular function: protein phosphatase regulator activity. The transcript has 4 exons.
UUGGCAAGCCUGCAUCGCAUCGCGGCGAAAGGCGGCAGCCUUGGCGCGCGACACCUAACCUCCCCAGCUCGUUCGCGAGUAAGUAUAAAGUCGGAGCAGAGUCCUCGCGCGUCGUCGUCGUGUGUCCCGCUCCGCCUUGUGCCUACAAAUACGCAUACACAGUAGAGUUUCAAGCGCGAAAGUCACCGGUUUUUCGUACGCGACGAGGCGCUGUGACUCGCGGCGUCGCAGCAUUUCACUCCUCCCGACUAAGACUCAGACGAGGUCCAGCAUCAGCGCCGCAAGCCAACGCUAUCUUUCGAGCCAUUCUCGUUGACCUCGUCGUCGUCGUCGUCGUUCUCUGGUGCCCGGGGCUUUGUGCAACUUUGCGUAAUCCAUCUGCGGGAGCACGGGACCGAGAGCAGCACCGCGGGGACCAGCUCUCUCUCUCGAAGGCGCCGGCUGCCAAGAUGGAGAACCCCGAGGAGGUGCUGCAGGCGCUCGACGAGUUCCAGAAAAUGCGACCCUCCGAGAUACCCCGAGAACUUGAAGACUACCUCUGCUGGGUCGCCAGGACGGGCGACCCUGUUUACCAGUGGAGCCUCAUCAAGGCUCUCUUCAGAGAAAAGUUGCUCAGGGUCAUGACAGAGUUCUACGAGAGCUGUCCCUCUCUUGACCUCACUCCCUGUCCCAACGUCGAGCAGUUCAACUACGACAUCAUGAAGAGCAACCUUCUUGAGCGGCUCGAGAGCUUUGCCAAUGCCCCUUUUACUGUACAGCGCAUUUGCGAGCUGCUCACCACACCCAGAAAGGAGUACAAUCGCAUAGACAAGUUCAUGCGGGCCAUUGAAAAGAACAUACUGGUUGUGUCUACCAGGGAGCCUGGACCAUAUGGAAGGCGCAGCGAAAACGGGGACAGCAUGGUCAAUGGAUCUGUGGAGGAUGAAACCUCGCAUCACGGACAGACUUCUAACGAUGUCGAGGUGGAGAACUGGGUGAAAGACUGCACAACUACUGCAGCUGCCACUUCUCAUGCAGGAGAGAACGAAGAGAUGUCUGUGGAGAAUGGUGUAAAGACAGCAUUGAACACUACUUUUGAUAAGGAAGAUACAAUAGAGGCUCCGCACUCUGUGGUGGAUUCUACAGCAUCUAGUUUUGUUCCUUCCUCGACUGAGUUCAAUCCUGUGACAACUAUGCCUGUGCAGGCUCUUCCAGUGCAAGAAGCUGCCUCAGAGGUUCAAAACUUGACUACUACAGUUAAUCAAGAGGCAACUGCUACUGUGAACGAUGUGUCCGAUGCUAUGAUAAAUGAAGACACUAGUUCACAACCAAGUUUGGAAUUAGAAAGUGAUGAUAAUGACAGCAGUGACUCCAAAAAACUGCAGACUACCUUCCAAGCAAAAGACUUCACAGCAGAAGAGGAUAAGACAGUCAAAACGUACUCGGAAGUACUGAAAACUGGUAAGCCUGAAGAAAGCAUUGAUACUGCAGAACCUAGCAAGGAAUCUAAUCAGCUGAUGCAGUCUACAAUGUCAAAUGAAAGAUUGUUGAACGAUAAUUCAAGUGAUUCUCAGAGUUCGGAUAAAGCUGAUAAUUUGGAGGAUGUAGCUCAGUCCAGUGAGAGUGAAACUAAUCAAGAUGAAGCAAGUCCUGCUGUUGAGGAACCAGUCAGUGAAAAGAGUGAAGCAGAAUCCAACAUUUGUUCAGAUAACUUUCUACUGGAAAAUAGCAACUCAAGUGUAAAGAAUGAUUCAGAAGAUGUAGUGCCUGAAUCAUCCGAACCUCAAGUGGAGGCAAAGGUUGAUACUGAAGUAAAGGAUGAAUGUGAAACCAAAGCUGCUGCAAAGGAAGCUGAUGUAAGUCCAGCUGACUCCUCUGAAAAUUCAGAUAAGGAUACUUCUGAAAAAACAGAGCUUAAUGAUGUAAGUGAAGUAGCUAAGCCAAUUAUUGAAGAACCUCCUAUAGAAUUAGCUGAUACUAGCAGCGUCACAAAGCCAGAAAGUUCUGAGAUAACUAUUGAAGAAACCACUGAAGAUGAGGAGACAAAAGCUAGCAAAGCCAUAGUUCCCGAUCCAAUUCCUAUUGUUGAAGAGCCCAAAGAUGGAGAAUCGACAGCUGAAGACUGGAAUAGUUCAGUAUCAGUUACUGAAGUAGCUAGUGAAUCAAAAGAUCCGGCAUCAACGAUCAAGAAUGGUUUAGCAGAACCAGUUAUAACAUCGGAUCAAGUAGAAGACAACAAAAUGGUCGUAGCAGGCUGUGAAGAAGCACCCAGCAAGGGACCGUCAGAGUCAAUGGAUGUUGAUAAUGAAGAGAUUUCUGAUGGUGAAGUGCUGCAGGACGAGCCAAUGGAGCAGGAAUUGACUGAAGCCAUGAACAGUUAAUACGAAUAAGUUAUGAUAUUAAAAGAAUGAACUCUGGUUUUUUACGAAUUAAUUUUCGUUACGAAACAUUCGACAAAAAAAAAGGUGUAUGUUUGUAGUACCAGGAACAAUGAGGCAAAACUGUUGCAUAAAAUUAAUUUUUAAAAUUCUUUUGUUACCACGUUAUUUAACCAACCUUUUCUCGAAUAUUUUAUAGCGCGAUAUUUAUUUAAUCUAACAUAAGUAAUGGUGUAUCGGGGUUUUGUAAACCUAAUUCUAAAUACUUAUGUGCUACAUCCAAUUAAUCUUUAACUGUUAAUUGUAAUAUAGUUUUUAAAAGACGAUAAAUCGCUAAAGUCGUCCGAUCUGCGCAUUAAAAAGAUUGAUUUUUUAUGAUAGUUUUGUUCAUUGUCUGGUUUGUACAGCAAACAAGCGUAAACGGGCAAAUUUUUAUUUGCUCGGCAUUUCCUUUUGACGCUAAGACGCCUCGAAACGCGUCGCAGGGAUCAACUUUUUCAAGUUAACUAUUUAUCUUCCUACAAGAAAAAGCAGCAAACGUUUUGUCAAGAAAGAAUGAUUAUAAGUCAACCACUGCCUGUUUCUCAAUAACACAAUGAAAAAGAGUGAAAUGGACACAAGUCACGAGUGUGUGAUAUAUAGCGAACAUUUUUUUAUAAUGAUCGAUGUAACGUCUUGCUUUCAUUUUCACGUUUUGCAAAAUUUGUAAUGUAUAAUUAAGAUCAACGGUUCUUGCGACCUGACGAAGGUUUUCAUAAAAUUGUCAACGAAUUCAACAUUAGUAGAACAAAUUUUUAUUUACAUAAAAAAAUUACGUUAAAAACUCGUGUAAUUCAUUAAAGUACUUCAUUUUUUGUUUGAUUACUUAAGUACAGUUAUUGAUGGUGAGAACAUUGAUGCUUGGUGAUAUAUAGUUGUAUCGACAAAUGACAUAUUUUAAUAUUUGUAAAAAAAAAGAUAACAAUAGUGAAAAAUAGCCGAAAGAUUCGGUGACUGCAUUCUGAUGAUCACUUUACACAAAUGUUUUUGAUCAAAAAAUCGUUUAAUGCAGAAUUUUUCACUUGCAAGUUUGUAAAAAAAAGUAAGAAAAAACUAUGAUUAAGCGUUGAAAAUUCCGAUCGUUAAGAUUCCCCGUUCCAAUUUCAUUGAGAGUAAUUAUAAAUCGGAGAAAAGUACGCACGUGUUUUUAAAUAAUUAGGCUAUAAAAAAAGGAAAAAAUUGCAAGAAACGAGCAGGAUGGGUAAUUUGACAGCGACAUAUUUCGUAAAAUUAUAGUGAUAACGUAAUAAGUAAUAAAUUAAAUAAGAUUGUAAACCAGUAAUUAUAAAAAAAUCCAUGAAUAGUUUAGGAUAACUGUGUAUAAUAAUUUUAUAGCAAAAUACACGGAGAUUACUAACAAAAUGAACACGAACUGUUUCUCAUGAUUUCACUCAGAGUUACAUCUCUGGACCUGACCUCAUCAGAACAAAAAUUCUGAUCAAUAAGCUUCAUCUUACGCGAAUAUACAUAUACAAUUUAUAUAUAAUAUACACAAAACCUAAAAUUAAGAUCAGCAUAAUCUGAAACGAAUCCAAUCGCCGAGAAAAAUGUGUGAAAGUUACUUGUUGUUCAUAUUUAAACGAUCAAUUGUAAACAUACAUCGGUGAACUUUCCCCUCGUACAUCGUCCCAGCAUACUUACCGUCGGGGUGUGUACCGAUAUUUUUUUACUCACCGUAUAUCUUGUACAAACCCAUUAAUUUUGUAAUGCAUUAAACGAGCAAACAACAUGAUA